CCUAUCGGACGCUGUGAUUGGCUCCUUAGACAUAAUAAAGCUUGGAACAAACGGCUGCGAGAGCAGUACGGCGUGAACAGCGCAACGUGACAGCUCCGUGGAUAAACAGCGGCAGCAUCGCCAGGGUUGCUCCUGGUGGGAGUCUGUAGGGUCGCAGACAGUCUGGGAGAACUUCUGAGUUGCACAACAUGAGUUUGCAGACCUUCGCCAGCAUUAAAGCAAUUUGCAUCGCUUCUUAUUCUGCCAUAGAUAGCGCAAAAUGGCUGCUUUGAUGCUAUGUUAGAAGACCCACAUCAGAGCUACAUUACUGCUACUGUACAUCAUAAAAGUGCGUAUAUUCGAGAAACAUUUACAGCCACUAGAUGCUUUGAAAUCAAAGUCUCGAACUUUAUUGACAGCCAAAACAUCGCGAGUUGUUAGAUAAAAGUGAAUUAAUGAUCUUGUCUUCCAGGUGCGUUUAAGCCAAUCAGGAGACAGGCUUUCAACUCACCUGUGUGCGCCUAUAAAUUGUUUCCGGUGGCUCCAGGGUGUGAAUGUUGACACGUGAUGUACGUUCUUGGAGAUAUUUAUAUGCAGCUGGCCUCAGUAGUUUCGAGCCAUGAGUUCUGCCAGGCCCUAUAUUGGUUGCAAAAUAGGCUUAAUUUCAAAAGCCCACAAUCGAUAUGAGGGGAUUUUGUAUACAGUUGAUAAAGCAAACUCCACAGUGGUUCUGGCAAAAGUAAAGUGCUUUGGAACCGAAGGACGCCCCACUGACAGACCAACACCACCCAAAGAUGAUAUUUAUGAGUACAUCACCUUCCGAGGAAGUGAUAUAAAGGAUAUCACACUAUGUGAAGCUACCAGAGCUCACCAUGGACUGCCCCCAGAUCCUGCCAUCAUACAGGUACAAGAGUCACCUAGUGGAGGUGCUUCAAGCAUUUCAGGUCUUGGGCCAUUUAGCCCGCUAAGCAUGCCUUCCUACAACCAGCUGGCUGCCAGCUCUCUGCUUAAUCAACAGUAUGCUGCAGCUCUUGGCCUUGGCCUACAUGUUAGACGAGGCCCCAUGGUGGAGAAAUCUGUGCAAACCCUGCAAGUGGAAAGAUCGAGGCAGAGGAGAGGAUUCAGUGCAUCCCAGCCGCACCAGUACCACCAGUACCAGCAGGAGCAGCACCGGCAGCAGCAGCAACAACAACAACGGCAGCAGCAGCAGCAGCAGCAACAGAGAGAGAGAAGGGCCCAGAGGCCCAGAGGUGAAGGGUCCCAGACCAGAAAGGGCCCAGUGACCAACAUGAAGCUAGGCCAAGGGGCUCCCACUGCUCGGCAGGAAACUCUGCAACACAAUGAAGAAAACAGGCCACCGCAAUUUAGAAGCAGACAAGGACCUCGGCGGCGCAGGAACCGCAAUAGAGGCCAGCUGAUGGUGGCUAAUGUUCCAGCUGCCACCCUAAAGUUUGACACAGACUUUGAUUUCGACUCCUCAAAUGCACAGUUCAUUAAGGAGGGAAAGGAGCUGGAGAAGCAGGACAAGAUCGCUGUGAAAGAUGGCAACAGAGACGACAAAGGUAAAGAGUUGCACUCAGAUGGAGAUAAUGAUCAAUUUGGACCAAAGUGCUAUUAUGACAAAGCAAAGUCUUUCUUUGACAACAUCUCCUCUGAUAAUAAGCUCAGACUUACCUGGGCAGAUGAAAGAAAACGUAACCUAGAGACUUUUGGGGUCCCUGGCCGGUUUCUGAGGGGUCGGGGCCUCGGUGGGGGGUACGCUGGACGAAGAGGACGAGGCGCUGCUCAGAUUCAACCCUCAUAUAGAAGCAGACGUGAGCAGCUGUAAAUGUCGGUUUGUCACUAAAGCAGCCUGAACUUUAAUUAAUUUUGUUCUGUACGAUUAUAGCUGUAUGACUCAGUGAGUGCAUUGGAUAAUCUUUGUUCCCCUUUCAUGAGCUUCAACAUUUUUUUUUUUUUUUUUCCUUAUUAAAUGGGAAGUGAAUGUUUUUAAGUUAAAAUUUUCUGGUAUGUGGAAAGAUUUCACUCCUAAAUUUAUUUCUUGUUUAGAACAAUGAUCUGGCUCUAUCUUCUGGAACUAUUGUUGUUGUUAGAAAAAAUUAUGAAUUUAUGAUCAAGUAUUGUAAACCAUAGAUGUAUAGAAAUAAACUGUAUAUUUAAAUGUCACAUUAAAGCAACAAGUGGGAAUAAUGUGAACAAAUUGAACUUUGCUGAUGUCUUUUGUGGAAGUAGUCAAUUAGAAAAACUGCAAUGAAAUAUAAUAUAAUAAAAAAUAUGUUAUGGGAGAAGUCUUCCUGUAUUGUAGUGGCAGUGUUAUCUGGGAU
Betta splendens (Siamese fighting fish) is the source of this 2303-nucleotide messenger RNA. RefSeq names its product protein LSM14 homolog B-like. Lineage: Eukaryota; Metazoa; Chordata; Actinopteri; Anabantiformes; Osphronemidae. The record is from RefSeq and is a predicted model, not a curated record. The transcript has 8 exons. Gene Ontology annotation, molecular function: mRNA binding. The coding region runs from base 599 to 1807 and encodes 402 amino acids.